AUGGCUGCUACCGUCGGCCCACGUCCCAACCCCACCUCCUCGUGGUGGCUAGCCAAUGCGCCGUCCGUCGCGAGCGCUGCCGUGCCACCAGCAUCGUGCGACUUGGCGAUCAUCGGUGCCGGCAUGACUGGUUGCGCAGUGGCGCACUGGACACGCGUGCUCGACGCGGCGGGCGGCGGAAGCGUCGUGCUGCUUGACGCUCGCGGCGUCGCGGGUGGCGCCACGGGCCGCAACGGCGGCCAUCUCUGGCUGAACCCAAACUCCGCAUUCGAGGUGGACACAACGGCCGAGCUGCUGCAAUUUAUCGAGGAUCAGCGCGUGGAGUGCGAUCUCCAAAAGGGCGGCGCGGCCGCGCUGACACGGCGCGAGGCGGAGACGGGCGUCACGUACCACGACGCGGCGGGCGACCCGGAGGACGCCGCCGCCGAAAGGUGGGGCGAGACGGCGGCGUGGGACGAAUCCGCGUGCCGCACGCGGCUGCAGACGGACGCCUUCAUUGCGGCGGAGGUCUACUCGGAUGCCGCGCAGUUCUACCCGGCAAAGGUGGCCCAGGCACUGCUGCAGUCGUCGGGUGCGACGCUGGUCGCGCCGGUCUGCGUCGUGAGCCUCGAGGACGAGCCGGGCGGCGCUGGCUGCCUGCUGUCGUGGCGGAGCGCCGACGGCGCGGACACGCCGGCGGAGGGCGUGCUGCACGCGCGGCGUGUGGUCGUCGCGACCAACGGCUGGACGGGCGAGCUGCUGCCGGAGCUCCAGUCGCAUCUCUAUCCGGCGCGCAACCAGGUGCUCCUCACCGCACCGCUGCCCGCGGCACAGGACUGGCAAGUCGGCGCCUUUGCUGUGGACGGCGACGCGGGCGCGCGCGAGCUCUACUGCAUCCGCCGAUCCGAUGGCCGCUACCUUCGACGCUUUCUGGCGGAGCGGCUGCCCGCGCUCGCGGCCGACGGCGCCGUGCGAGUCGAGGCGGAGUGGACUGGCGUGCUCGGCUUCACCCACGACGGCAAGCCGCUCAUCGGGCCGCUGCCGGAGCGGCCGCACGUGCUCGUCGCCGCCGGCUUCUGCGGCCAUGGCAUGCCGCAGUGCUUCGGCGCGGGCAAGGCCAUUGCGCAGAUUCUCGCCGGCCAGCCGCCGGAGGCGCUCCAUCCGCACGUGCGCGGCGCGGCGCGCGUCGGCCGCGUGUUCGACGGGGCGGAGUGA
This is a messenger RNA of Emiliania huxleyi CCMP1516, 1194 nucleotides long. RefSeq lists its product as hypothetical. Gene Ontology annotation, cellular component: cytoplasm. The record is from RefSeq and is a predicted model, not a curated record. Gene Ontology annotation, molecular function: oxidoreductase activity. The transcript is spliced from 2 exons. The coding region runs from base 1 to 1194 and encodes 397 amino acids. Lineage: Eukaryota; Haptophyta; Isochrysidales; Noelaerhabdaceae.